AUGAUUGGGUCAGGAAAUAACUGAGCAAUUAAACUGGGUUUAAUCUUAUAACCAUCAGAUCAUCAGACCAGUGCUUUAACCACUGAGCCAUAUUUCCAAAUGCAGGUUCCAAAUGCAGUUAUUUCAUGGCCUUGGCAGCUCAUCCAUUAUCAGUUUAUUUAUUUCUUUUUAAAUCUGGUAAAAAUCUAAGGAUACAAAAGUUGCUUGGUUGCGAGAUGUUUUAUUAGGGGGUUUAAUCCUUAAAGACCCGUGCAGGCAAAGGAGACCUAAGACAUAACCUUUGUACAAGGGAACAGAGUACAUUAACCUCUCAGCAGGCUCAAGGUUCCUUCUGGUUUUAUAAACCAUAAUCAGAUCUGUCACCACCAUUAUACUGUAUAUCAUUUCAGUGGAUGUUUUCCUACUUUGAAUAAAUUUCCAUUAUGUAUCAAGGUUUGAUAAGGUCAUUAUUUUCUUUUCAAACAAGCUACUUGCUGUACUGUACCUUCACAAGGAGUACAGCUUGCUAUUUUUACCCCACCGCAUCUCUAGGGUCCCAGGUUUAGUCAUCCUAUGAAUGGGGCUGUGCUGUGCCCAGCUCAGCUCCUCGUGCCCUGGUCAGGACUAUGCAGGGCCCUGGUACCCUCCUGAAUGCAUUGGCCAGCGGUUUGCGAGAGCAGGGAGGGCGGUGGGGCCCACCGAGGCCGAGGUGGACGUGGUGCUAUGCCCCCUCCAUUCCGGAUAGCAGUGCUGGGUGCGCAGGGGGUGGGCAAGACAGCCAUUGUGCAGCGCUUCCUCCACGAUGACUACAGUGACGUGGCCUCAUCAAGCCGCACACGCCGGGUGUAUCUGUCCGCCGCUGUGCUCAACGGCCAUGUGCACGACCUGCAGAUCACAGACUACCCGGCCAUCAGCAGCUUCCCCGGCAGCUCCCUCCAGGAGUGGUCGGACGUUUGCUGUCGAGGUAUCCGCAGUGCCCAUGUCUACAUUCUGGUUUACGACAUAUGCUGCUUCGACAGCUUCGAGUAUGUCAAGACUAUGCGCCAGCAGAUCCUGGACACCCGGGUCAUGGGUGCAACAGAGACACCGAUCUUGAUAGUAGGCAACAAGCGUGACCUUCAGCGAGGCCGGGUCAUCCCACGCCACAAUGUCUCAGACUUGGUGCGCAAGAGCUGGAAGUGCGGCUACGUGGAGUGCUCGGCCAAGUUCAACUGGCACAUUUUGCUGCUGUUCGGCGAGGCUCUGCGGAGCGUGGGCUGUGCCAGGUGCAAACACGUGCACACCACGGUACGCUUUCAGAGAGCACUAAGGAGAGAGCGUUGCGCCCUCAUGUGAGGUGCGAGCUUGUCACGAUGUCUCACUUGGUUUGAGACAAAAUCCAGUAAUAGCUGUGAUAAUGAGUUCGGGUUGCCUUCUAGCCAAGGAAUCCUGUCAUGGACGUUUCACUAAGGAAAAAUGUGUCCUCUGUUCACACAAACUGCUUACUGAUGCCAAGAGGAAUCCUCAGAUGCUGCUCGUCCUGGAAAAAGGGGCCGAACGAAAUGUAUCAACGUUGACUGAAGCCUCAAAAAUCAGCUUUAAUAUUCAUGUUGCUGAAAUGCAAAUAAUGUGUUCAUGCUGGGACUGCUUUAAGAAGCCCAUUAAAGCUUUUUAUCUCGGGCAUACACCGCUAAAUCUUCCAGUUUAUUUGAGCGCAAAAUGGCAUCUCACACAUCAUGGCUCACUGUGUGGCUGUACAACACACAUGUGAUAAUACAAGAGCACAAAUAAACGUACAUGUACGCCCAGUGGAUAACUUCCAUGUUAAGACUUACCUGUUUAGGUGCAAUUCAGAAGUAUUGUGUUGUACGAUCACGUAUGAAACGUCCUAAUUUCACUUUUGAACGAAAACAUAAGAGCAAGAAAUAAGUCAGUGAAUUGUAUCAGAUAGUUCACCAGGACCUAAUCAAACAAGGCUUUUUUAUUUAUUUAAUUAUUUAAUUAAUUCAUUUAUUUAUUUUUUUGAAUUUUUAUUCUUCUAUAAUAUGAAGCUCAAAUUUAUCUUGACCUCAUUUUUCAUCCUGAAGGACAGCACAAUAUUGCCAAGAAACAUGUUCUACCACGAAAUUUGCUUUUGUGCCUCGCUGACACCUUUGUUAGUGCACAUGACCCAAAAAAAAUGCUUUUAUAAAACAUUCUGUAUUUUAAUUCUUUAUCUAGAUUAAACAGUGCCCCAAAACCUGAGACUUGAAUAAAAAAUGGAUUUUAUUUUACAAAAAUAUGUUUAAUAAAGAAUCCCUAUUGAGAAAAGAAUUUUUCAUGCAUUAUGCUUAAUGUCUGUAGAAAAGCACCCCAUAUA
Molecule: messenger RNA, 2317 nt
Organism: Tachysurus vachellii
Lineage: Eukaryota; Metazoa; Chordata; Actinopteri; Siluriformes; Bagridae
Product: ras-like protein family member 10B
Exons: 3
Coding region: 631-1314 (227 amino acids)
Molecular function (GO): GTP binding; GTPase activity
Source: RefSeq, a predicted model, not a curated record